Metopolophium dirhodum (rose-grain aphid) is the source of this 747-nucleotide messenger RNA. RefSeq lists its product as uncharacterized. The coding region runs from base 1 to 747 and encodes 248 amino acids. Gene Ontology annotation, molecular function: nucleic acid binding. Gene Ontology annotation, biological process: DNA integration. The transcript has a single exon. The record is from RefSeq and is a predicted model, not a curated record. NCBI's taxonomy places the organism in Eukaryota, Metazoa, Arthropoda, Insecta, Hemiptera, Aphididae.
AUGGCGGAUCUACCAUCACCAUCAUCACGUGUGACGGAAUGCCACCCGUUCGCGAGGGUUGGAGUGGAUUAUGCAGGCCCCUUUUCAGUAAAAGAGAACCGACUUCGAAAGCCGCGCAUGUAUAAAAUGUAUCUUGCCGUUUUUGUGUGCUUCACGGUACGUGCGGUCCAUUUAGAAUAUUAUGUAUCUGACUUGAGCACCGGGGCCUUCAUAGCUGCGUUACAUAGGUUUGUGGCACGCCGAGGUCUGCCUACCGAUAUUUACAGUGACUGUGGCACAAAUUUCGUUGGGGCAAACAAUUCACUUCGUGAGCUUGUCAACGAUCCAGCGUGUCAUGACCAACUAACGGCCAGUGUCCAUUGUACGUGGCAUUUUAACCCUCCCGGUGCGCCUCAUUUUGGUGGGCUCUGGGAGGCAGCAGUUCGCUCAUCCAAAUCAUUGUUGAUGCGCAUUAUGAGGGAGCACACUUUCACCAUUGAAGAGUUUGGCACAGUACUGUGCAGGUGUGAAGCCAUUUUGAAUUCUCGGCCAAUCACUCCCGCUCCGUCCGAUCCCGCUGAGCUUGAGUGCCUAACUCCGGGGCACUUCUUAAUCGGCAGACCGUUACUUGCCGUCCCUGAAGCGGCCAUUCCAAGCACAACCCGGUCAUUAGAGCAACGGUGGAAGCUGGUGAGUCAAUGCGUUCAAGCAUUCUGGCGCCGAUGGCGCAAUGAGUAUCUCCAGACUCUCCAAAUCCGUAGUCGGUGA